This is a messenger RNA of Penicillium cosmopolitanum, 810 nucleotides long. RefSeq lists its product as uncharacterized. The transcript is spliced from 4 exons. The coding region runs from base 1 to 810 and encodes 269 amino acids. NCBI's taxonomy places the organism in Eukaryota, Fungi, Ascomycota, Eurotiomycetes, Eurotiales, Aspergillaceae. The record is from RefSeq and is a predicted model, not a curated record.
AUGGCCGAGUUCUAUCAUUUUGAAAGCGUGCAUAUGUUAUUAGACAUCACUGGCAAUAUUGAAGAUGUCGCCUCCAAUGGCGAGCCCCAUGACGAGCUACUGGCCGCCAUAUGCCUCUUGCGUUCUUUUGAGAUUAUUUCCCCCCGAGCUGCGUUCUGGAAUUAUCUCAGAGAAGACAUUACCGUCGCGCUAAUUGAGCGCCGCAAGCUAAUGAUCGAGCUUUCCGAGGAACAUGUUCCCAAAAACCCGAGUACUGAUGACGAAUAUGCGAAUGCUGUUACCAUUUUACUUGGACAAGUCAUCAACCAAUGCUUCGGCGAGGAGGCAAGUCCUCCAGAGCGGCUUUUGCUCCUUGAAAGCAAUCUGCAAACUUGGAAAGACAGCCUUCCUCAUUCAUUCACGCCUAUUUUGAAUCGCACCUUAGUCAAGAAAGGUGAAAAAGCUUUUCCGUUCAUGGGCACUCUGCAUGGCUGGCAUGCGGCGGCUAUUCAAUAUUAUCAAACCGCAAUGAUCAUCUUGAGACUCGCGAAGCCAAGUCAGCAAGCGAUUUCAGUGAUGGAUAACUUAAGACAAGUUACUGAAUUGACUCGCGAGCUGGAGAGCCGCAGCUCCGAUAUUUGUGCCUUGGCACUUUCUAGUGAAUCGCAAGCUGUUUGGAUCAACUCUUUUGGUCCGAUUGCAUUCUGUGGAUGCUGGCUUCGAGACCGGAACAAAUUCCGGGAUAUUAUCAGCGGCGUGAAGGACUGGGGUUCUCGGACGGGAUGGCCGGUCUCUGAUAUCAUCAAAUCCUUGCAGGAAAGCUCUUCAUAA